UAGCGGAAAAACGAUUAGAGCUCUGUGGCAGCGUGACGUGGGGAGGGGAGCAAUUGUCCCAGACACCUCAACGGCACAAUGGCGUGGUUAACGAGGACCCUCGAAUGCAACACUAGCGCUCCACACAGAUGGAGGCUGGGCUAGCGGCUGCUUGGCGACCAGCUGCUCGGUGACUGCUCCCCUGGCGAGCGGUGUCGGGGGUUGGGGAGUUUUUCGGCGUGAACGGGUGUGGCGUCGCCCGGUCCCAGCUCGAAUGUGACCCGGGGCGGGGGAGCCGACGGUAGAGGCGGACGUCAUUACAUCGUCGCCUCGGCUAGCGUGAGGUUAGGCUAACAGCAGGUGGCUAGCUCAGCUGUUGACAAUUAGUGUGACUGUUUAUGCUCGCUUUGUCGCGUAGCCUCCAUAUCCUCGUAUUAGCACAACAUUGUUAAAAAAGCGAUAGCUCGCUCAAAAUUCAGUUGUAAAAAAAAAAAAAAAAAAAAAAAUCAGUAGCAAACAGCGAUGCGAGCAAUUACGUGACUGUUUGCUACACCGAAGCGAGCACUGCGCAUAAUGACUGAUUAUUAUGGCAUGGCUCAGCCUGGUCUGUACUGGCAAGUUUGCAUCGAGGACGAGCAGGAGGACCGGAUGUCCUCCUCUUCUCCGCUUCCGUCCCCGGAUUUGCUGGAUGAGGACGCUUCCGGCGUCCCUCCUCCGGAUUGCAAACGCAGCCCGGCGGGGGACAACUGCGCCCAAGCGGGCGAGCCCGUCGACGGAGCCGGCGAGUCGGAGACGAACGGCCACCACCACGCGAAUGUGCAGCCUCCUUCCGGCAACAACCAGAGCGAGGACGGGGGCAAGCCUGCGAAGAAGAGGAGACCGGUCAGGGUGGACACGUCCAAAGCCAAAACCUCACUGGAGGCGGUGAAGAUCAGCAUCAAGCAGCUCAAGUGGAAAGAGUUCCCGCUGGGACGACGAGCGCCAUGCGACAUCUACUGGCACGGCGUCUCCUUCCACGACAAUGACAACAUUGUGUCAGGCCAGGUGAACAAGUUCCCAGGAAUGGUGGAAAUGUCGCGUAAGAUCAACCUGAGCCGAUCAGUGAGGAAUAUGCAAGAGCUGUUCCCCGAGGAGUACGACUUCUACCCGCAGUCCUGGAUCCUUCCUGAGGAGUACCAGCAGUUCUCCACGCAGCUCCGCAUGGCGAAAGAGAGCGGUGACGCGCUCAACUCCACCUUCAUCGUCAAGCCCGACAGCGGUUCUCAGGGCGAGGGCAUCUACCUCAUCCGCGACCUCACCGAGCUGCGGCUGACGGAGGGCCCUCAGGCCAAGCAGGUGGUGGUGCAAGAGUACAUCCACAAGCCGCUGCUCGUCGACAAGCUCAAGUUCGACAUCCGCCUCUACGUGCUGCUCAAGUCGCUGAACCCGCUGGAGAUCUACAUCGCCAAGGAGGGUCUUACACGCUUUUGCACUGAGCCCUACCAGGAGCCGAGCCAAAAGAACCUGGGCCAGGUCUUCAUGCACCUGACCAACUACUCCCUCAACGUCCACAGCGACAACUUCAUCCACUCGGACAGUGAGAGCACGGGCAGCAAGCGCACGCUCUCCAGCGUGCUGCACCGGCUGGCCGACAAGGGUGUGGACACCAAGCGCGUGUGGUCGGACAUCAUCGCUCUGGUCAUCAAGACCGUCAUCGCCGUGGUGCCUGAACUGAAAGUGUACUAUCAGGCCGACAUCCCGCCUGGGAAGCCUGGACCAACGUGCUUCCAGAUCUUAGGUUUCGACAUCCUCCUGAUGAAGAACCUGAAGCCCGUCCUGCUGGAGGUCAACUCCAACCCCAGCAUGAGAAUAGAGCACGAGCAGGAGGUGGCGCCGGGAGUCUUCGAGUGUGUUCACAGCCCAGUGGACGAGGAGGUCAAAGUGGGCGUGAUCAGGGACACUUUGCGCCUGGUGGACCCUUGCGGCAGAAAAACAUCUCUUUCGCAUGUGAAGGCCGCCGGGGACGAGGCUCUUGCUGAAGUCCAGGACCGGAAGCAGCAGGAAGGCGGCGCCAUGCCCUCGCCGUGUCUCAAGCAGGUCUACCCAAAGUACAACCGGCAGUUCAAUUACCUGCGACUGGUGGAGAGGAUCGCCGCCCUCUUCAUCCGCUUCCUGGGGGUCAAAGGCAACAUGCGCUUAGGCCCCACCGCGUUCCGGACGUUCAUCAGGAAUUGCAAGCUCAGCAGCAGCAACUUCAGCAUGGCGUCCGUGGACAUCCUCUACAUCGACAUCGCACGCCGCUGGUCCGGAGGUUUCCCCGACUAUCGGGAAGCAGGUAUGGGCCUGCAGGCUUUCGUGGAGGCCUUCUUCUACCUGGCGGCGCGCAGGUUCAAAUCCCGGUUGCCGAAGGAUCAGACGCUGUCGCUGCUGGAGCUCUGCGAGGCUCGGCUGGAGUCCCAGGCGGGCGUGGAGGAGCGGCGCUCGCUCAGCUGCAGCAGGUCCACGUCGCAGGGCGUGAAGAACCCCAGCCCCGCCAACCCCAGGCUGGCCUCGCCGGCCGCCACGCGCAGGGCCUCCAGCCAGGAUUACCGGCUGCACCCGAGACGGAAGCCUUGCGCGCUCAGGUCCAACAUGGAGAACUGAGGCGGCGAUGGCGAGCGUUUACAUUCGAUUUGAAGGCGUGAGAAGGUUGGUGCUGGCAUUUUGAACAAUAAUGAAGAAUGUGCUUGCAGAUCCGACAAGGCAGCUUUGCUUACCUUUGCCUGGCAACUCAUAGUGUGGCUGCUUUUACUACUGCUGACCAGGAGAUACACGGUACUAUAUUAUUAUUAUUAUUAUUAAUAUUUAAUUGUUGAUCCUGAGGAGACACUUUGCACAGAAAUGCAUGCAAAUUUUCUUUUUUUUAACUCCAUUGAUGAGUUCCAUGAACAUGACAGACGUGUCGCAGGUCGAACACGCACACAAAUGAUAAGAAUAUUUGACUUUGCACGUCGUCUGUCACUGAACACAACUAUUGAUGUCUAUGUGAUGUAAGAGAUGAUCAUUUAAGCGUGCGGGCAGCCAUCUUCCUUAGAGUAGAUGAAGUUGCUGACAGGCCAUGUUUGCUAAAUAAAUGAUGAAUUAGCAGAACUGCGGAUUGGCUCUCAUUUUCUCCAACGCGCUCAGUCUACCUUCUAACAUCACCUCACCCCUAAACAUAAACUAGCAUCACCUAUAAAAACAUCACUUAACGUGUAAAUAAAAAUGAUCGUCGCCUACAUAUAAAUAUGAACAACUAACAUUACGUACAUAAAAUACAUAAAAACAUUACGUCAUCGCCUGCAUGUAAAUGAAAACUACUAGAUCAUCUAAAAAUACCAUAAAAAUCACCUAACAUCUAAAAAAAACUAACAUCACCUAGAUAAAUAAAAUAAAACAUCACCUGCAUACAACAGAUAAACUACUAACAUAACUAUAUAAAAUAAAUAAAAACAUGUUGUACAUAUAAAUAAAAACUAACAUCACCCACAUAAAAAUUAAAAAAAAGUCCUAAAUGUAAAUAAAAACAUCACCUUCAUUUAAAUAAAAACAACUAACGUCACUUACAUAAAAUAAAUACAAACUAACAUCACCUACAUAAAACAAAUAAAAACCUCACCUACAUGUAAAUAAAAACUGACAUCACCUACAGAAAAUAAACACCUACAUGUAAAUAAAAACUACAAACAUAACUGUACAAAAUAGAUAACCAUCACCAUGUAAAUAAAAACUACUAACAUAAUUAUAUAAAACUAUAAAACACUUAAAUAUUACCUACAUGUAAAUAAAAACUAACAUAACUAUAUAAAAUACAUAAAAAUAUCAUCUACAUGUAAAUAAGAACUACUAACAUAACUACAUAUACCGUAUUUUUUGGACUAUAAGUUGCAGUUUUUUUCAUAGUUUGGCCGGGCUCCAGUGCGACUUAUAUGUUUUUU
Nerophis lumbriciformis (worm pipefish) is the source of this 3914-nucleotide messenger RNA. RefSeq names its product tubulin tyrosine ligase-like family, member 11 (gene ttll11). Gene Ontology annotation, molecular function: tubulin binding; tubulin-glutamic acid ligase activity. NCBI's taxonomy places the organism in Eukaryota, Metazoa, Chordata, Actinopteri, Syngnathiformes, Syngnathidae. Gene Ontology annotation, biological process: microtubule cytoskeleton organization; protein polyglutamylation. Gene Ontology annotation, cellular component: ciliary basal body. The record is from RefSeq and is a predicted model, not a curated record.